AUUUGCGUUUUUCUUCUCUCAUUUCAAGACAAUGGGUGAGAGUUUUUAAGAUAGUUUUGAGGUGACCAUACACUCCAAACUUGAUUCACUGUCAACGGAUUGUCAGUUUGCAGCGAGUUUGAGGCUGGAUAUCAACGAGUUCCCAAACAACUGUGAAGACAUGCCUGUACCAGUCUCCCUUGAAAAGCUGAAGCAUUAUCCAACAAAUUGUUACGUCUAAUGGGUCUGGACCCUUUUGCGUUCAAAGUGAAAUCAACCCUUGUUAGUGACAUCAUUUGUGGAACUGGUCACUCACAAGACUACUGGUCAGGCACUCUAAAGUGGGACUUUGUUGAAGACGAAGCUAAAGCACCAUUCAUGAAAAUGGUAUUACAAAUCCCUGUUGAAGGUGGCCACGAAGGAGGUCGUUGUAAAGUGGAACUCCAUGAUCAAAUUCGUUUGUUCAACGUUUGCGAUGGAAGUGAUCAUGAUUACCACCUGACUACUUUUUACUCGGAUUGCGAUCACACGUUCGAAGAGGUCAAAUUUGGCUACCGAUUGACCAUGCAAUUCAAGUUGGAACUCGAAACGGCCCCUCUCCUGUCCUCCCUGUCGCCGUCUGCGGAUCUCAAAACCUUUCUAGCCGUCAACUACGUUCAAAAGUCUCUUGCCCACUGGAUCCCAACGGAGAAUAAUCAGCCUAAUAUGCUGGUCCUACUCCUCGAGCAUCGCUACGCCCCGUCUGAACUUAAUUUUGGCCGCCUGAAAGGUAAAGAUCGCCUUCUGGCUCGGCUCCUUCUCUCCGUUGGCACUGUCGACAUGUAUCUGUCGCACUUGCGAGAAUCUGUCUUCGGACCGUUUAACGAGACUCUCUCGGAAGAGGAGAACGUGGAAACCGACGAGGAGAAUUCGGAGACGGAGCGUCCCAUUGCCAACUGUUUGUGCUGCGUACAAAAACGUUGCAAACGUCUACGCCACAAGACAAUCUCUGACUGCGCCCAGCUCGAAAAUGGAGUUAAUCUCGAGAUUUCAAGCCUGACCUGUCACGAUGGUCGAAUCGUCGAAUGCAGAGCACCCUUAAAGGUCGAUAUCGAUACAGAUGUAAUUCCCUUUAAUAGCUUUCUCUACACGUUCGAACAUGAUUGCUUGAAAAUGGAUGGCGAGUGUUUCGACAAGAGUAACUUUUGCUAUGUUUUCCAUCCUCGAUCUGUGCUUGUGAUUAGCCCCAAAAAUUCCUUGGAGCUGAUGCUCAGUUGCAAUUUCACUGCUGCGCUGGAGCAACUGGAGGUCAACCCGAACACCAAAGCCUUGAAUCGAGUGAUAACAUUCUGCCAGGAUUUUCCAGACAAAGUUUGGCUGGAGGCAGUCGACCGAGAAGAGAGAACACGGCGUCUGGUAUCCAUUUGCCUUCAACUCGAUGCCGAAUACAACAAUCUGAAGUUACUACAUUUGCUGUCCGACAACUUCCCCGGACAUCCUAUCCAGUACGAAGGGUUGAGGAGCAAAGCGAUUGCCAUCGGAGUGGCCCGUCUGAUUAAAAAGGUUGGAGUGACCGUUUCGGAUUUUAUGAGCGAUCUCGUCUGUGAGCAUCGGGCCUUUGAGCAAAUUGAAAAUUUCGCCCACUUGGUCAUGGAACUUUAUAACGUCGACUUUAAAGACAUUGCCGAAAACAUCGGCAGCAAAUAUGUCACUUUUUUUUACUCCAAUUCUAAAAAUUUGAUGCCCAGCCAGUCCGUCUCCACCCUCGUCACCUGUGCCGCCAUGGUCUUCCGCAUGUACGAGGAGAAUCCCCUGGUCAGAGGCUUGGUUAAGCUGCAUACAUUGAUUACAUUCGGCGAUGGCCUCGAGUUGCUUCCUCUGUCUAUGCUCUUCUUCGUCAUCGAGGGAAUCCAGAUGACUUGCCGAUCCCAACUUGACAACAUCCAAGAAUGCCAGAAAAUGCAACAGGGUCUGCACAGGAAGCUGCUCUCCUACUUUAUCCCGGAAGCUUUGGCUGAAGAGGUCAUGCUUUCUUACCUCAAACUGGAUGACGCCAUUUUACUCAAGAAAAUUACUCAAACUUGGAACUACUUGGAAGAAGAGGACGCGGUAAUUUUUAUUCAAUUACCAUAA
Daphnia pulex (common water flea) is the source of this 2091-nucleotide messenger RNA. RefSeq lists its product as uncharacterized. The transcript is spliced from 3 exons. Bases 220 to 2091 code for a protein of 623 amino acids. The record is from RefSeq and is a predicted model, not a curated record. Lineage: Eukaryota; Metazoa; Arthropoda; Branchiopoda; Diplostraca; Daphniidae.